UUAAUGAUUUGUCUAUUAGUACUAAUACUGUUUAAGCUGUCAGUAUCAGAGAUAUGGUGGUCAGUCUUGAGACUUGGUGAAAGGGUUAAUUUAUGCGAUGGAGGUUGACUGUUGUGAUAGCAAGUUACCGAUAAGAGAUAGUCCUCUGAAGCUUAUCAGUUACUAACCACUCUUGAGAGUAAGCUUCAGUCUGUUGAAGGUAUUCUGUAUAAAAGGUUGUAUUAUACAUAGUUAGAUAAUUAGAAUGGGGGAACAACGUCUUGCCAAGUGGUACUUUGGAGGCCUAGCAUCAUGUGGAGCAGCAUGUUGCACUCAUCCACUGGACCUGCUAAAGGUUCAUCUCCAGACACAACAGGUGGCCAGUAUGGGAGGCUCUCAGAUGGCUGUGCAUAUAGUGAGGAGCCAAGGCCUUUUAGCUCUUUACAAUGGCCUCUCAGCCUCUCUCCUUAGACAGAUUACCUAUUCAACAACAAGAUUUGCAAUUUAUGAGCUUUAGCUUGAAGGAGGCGAAGGUCUGCCGUCCUAAUUACCAGUCAUAAAGCAGGACUAGCCAGGUUACCAUGCUUGUAACCUUAGCAGCAUGGUGUGAAUUAUGUCUGUAGGUGAAGUCUGAUGAUGGAGUGG
Molecule: messenger RNA, 624 nt
Organism: Penaeus vannamei (Pacific white shrimp)
Lineage: Eukaryota; Metazoa; Arthropoda; Malacostraca; Decapoda; Penaeidae
Source: RefSeq, a predicted model, not a curated record